Molecule: messenger RNA, 1665 nt
Organism: Penicillium chermesinum
Lineage: Eukaryota; Fungi; Ascomycota; Eurotiomycetes; Eurotiales; Aspergillaceae
Gene: gua1
Product: GMP synthase (glutamine-hydrolyzing)
Exons: 22
Coding region: 1-1665 (554 amino acids)
Biological process (GO): GMP biosynthetic process
Cellular component (GO): cytosol
Molecular function (GO): ATP binding; GMP synthase activity; GMP synthase (glutamine-hydrolyzing) activity
Source: RefSeq, a predicted model, not a curated record
AUGGCUCGCACUCUCGAGGCUGAGACGCCGCACAAUAACUUCGACACAAUUCUCGUCCUCGAUUUCGGUAUCCCUUCAAAUAACAAAAGCUUACUCUCGUUGAAGUCCCAAACCAGUCACCUUAUCCUGCGCCGACUUCGCGCCCUGGGCGUUUUCGCUGAGCUGCUUCCGUGCACCACCAAGAUCGCCGACCUGACAUGGAAGCCUAAGGGAAUUAUCUUCUCCGGAGGUCCCUCUUCUGUCUACGACGAAGGCUCGCCCCAUGUUGACCCCGCCGUGUUUGACUUGAAUGUCCCUAUUCUGGGAAUUUGCUAUGGUUGCCAAGAGAUCGCAUGGCGCAUCGACUCCAAGAACGUUGCUCGUGGAGAGGCCCGAGAGUACGGUCACGCCGAUGUCAAGGUCACUAAGGUUAACGCUCAUGUGGACCGACUCUUCGCUGGUUUGGGUGAGGACGUUUCCGUCUUCAUGUCUCACUUCGACAAGCUAGUUAGCCUUCCUGCGGGCUUCGUUGUCAUUGCUGCUACCAAGAACUCGGAAUUCGCUGGUAUCGCCCAUGAGGAGAAGCCAAUAUUCGGCGUCCAAUUCCACCCUGAGCUCGAACACACCCCCUGCGGAAACGAGAUCCUCCGCAACUUCAGCAUUGAAAUUUGUGGAGCUCAAGCAAACUGGCAAAUGGGCGACUUUGUCCAGCUCGAGAUCGCUCGUAUCCGCGAGCUUGUUGGCGACCGAGCCCUCGUUCUUGGAGCUGUUAGCGGUGGUGUUGACAGCACUGUGGGCGCAAAGCUAAUGCAGGAAGCCAUCGGAGAUCGGUUCAAAGCUAUCAUGAUCGAUAACGGAUGUUUGCGUCUCAACGAGAGCCAGCAGGUCAAGGAAAACCUCGGAAAGCACCUCGGCAUCAACCUCACCGUUGUUGAUGCUGCUGACUUGUUCUUAAGUCGUCUGGAGGGUGUUUCUGACCCCGAAAAGAAGAGAAAGAUCAUUGGAUCUACUUUCAUUGACCUCUUCGAACAAGAGGCUAUUAGAAUUGAGAAGGAAGCAGAGAACACCCCCAACACCGGCAAGGUUGAAUGGUUCUUGCAGGGAACCUUGUACCCCGAUGUUAUCGAAUCCUUGAGUUUCCGUGGUCCCUCUGCUACUAUUAAGACCCACCACAACGUUGGCGGUCUGCCUGAGCGUAUGAUGAAUGGCCAAGGCUUGCGUCUUAUCGAGCCACUGAGAAUGCUCUUCAAGGAUGAAGUUCGGGCAAUCGGUCGUCAACUCGGCAUCCACGAGUCACUAGUCGGCCGACACCCCUUCCCCGGUCCCGGAAUUGCCAUCCGUAUUCUUGGUGACGUUACCAAGGAGCGAGUUGAGAUUGCCCGCCAAGCCGACAACAUUUUCAUCAGCAUGAUCCGGGAGGCUGGCCUCUACGACCAAAUAUCCCAAGCUUUCGCUGGUCUUGAUACUAACCGCAGUGUUGGCGUCUUUGGUGACCAGCGUGUUUGGGGCUACAUUGUCAUUCUCCGUGCUGUCCGCACGAAGGAUUUCAUGAGUGCGGAGGUGUUUAACUUCGAUAACGCCUUCCUCGCGAAUGUUUCGCGUGCCAUCUGUAACCAGGUCGAGGGCGUGGCCCGUGUUGUCUACGAUCUGACCUCCAAGCCCCCUGGCACCAUUGAGCUGGAAUAG